Chanos chanos (milkfish) is the source of this 2508-nucleotide messenger RNA. It is a transcript of the gene tnni3k, whose product is annotated as TNNI3 interacting kinase. Gene Ontology annotation, molecular function: protein binding; protein kinase activity; ATP binding. Gene Ontology annotation, biological process: protein phosphorylation. The coding region runs from base 1 to 2508 and encodes 835 amino acids. NCBI's taxonomy places the organism in Eukaryota, Metazoa, Chordata, Actinopteri, Gonorynchiformes, Chanidae. The transcript is spliced from 25 exons. The record is from RefSeq and is a predicted model, not a curated record.
AUGGGGAAUUACAAAUCGAGGCCAACUCAGACAUGCACGGAUGAGUGGAAGAAGAAGGUUAGUGAGUCAUACGCUGUGAUAACAGAGAGGCUGGAGGAUGAUCUGCGACUCAAAGAGGGUGAAAUGAUGGAACUCAAACAUGUUUUCAGCUCUGAUGAAGCGUUCAAUAAAGUGAACCUGAACUAUCGAACAGAGAAUGGACUGUCCCUUCUUCAUAUCUGCUGCAUAUGUGGAGGAAAUAAAGGCCAUAUCAGGACACUCAUGCUGAGAGGCCUGCGCCCGUCGAGACUGACCCGGAAUGGCUUUACAGCUCUACACCUUGCUGCUUAUAAGGAUAGUGCAGAGUUGGUAACAGCACUGCUUCACGGAGGAGCAGACAUCCAGCAGGUCGGGUACGGCGCCCUCACUGCCCUGCACAUAGCCACUGUCGCUGGGCAUCAUGAGGCAGUGGAUAUCCUUCUUCAACAUGGAGCAUAUGUCAAUGUUCAGGACGCUGUGUUCUUCACACCACUGCAUAUUGCCGCAUAUUAUGGUCAUGAGCAGGUGUGUAAGCUGCUACUGAAGUUCGGGGCAGACGCGAACGUUAGUGGUGAAGUGGGUGACCGACCACUCCACCUGGCAGCAGCUAAAGGUUUCCUGGGAAUUGUCAAAUUGCUAAUGGAGGAGGGGAGCAAGACAGAUGUGAAUGCUCAGGACAAUGAGGACCACGUUCCCCUUCACUUCUGUGCACGGUUUGGUCACCAAGAGGUUGUCCGCUUCCUGCUGCAGGGCGGCUUUGAGGUGCUGCCUCAUUCUGUCAACAUUUAUGGGGACACACCCCUGCAUCUUGCAUGCUACAAUGGGAAAUUUGAAGUAGUGAAGGAGAUGGUCCAGCUCACAGGCACAGAGAGUUUGUCCAAGGAGAACAUCUUCAGUGAGACUGCAUUUCACAGCGCUUGCACUUAUGGCAAGAACCUGGAGAUGGUUAAAUUCCUGCUCAAUCAGAACGCUGUGAGCAUCAAUCACCAAGGCCGUGACGGGCAUACAGGUCUGCACAGUGCCUGUUUCCACGGACACAUCCGCCUAGUCCAGUUCCUUUUGGACAAUGGGGCAGAUAUGAACUUGGUCGCAUCUGACCCAAGCCGUUCCAGUGGAGAGAAGGAUGAGCAGACAUGUCUUAUGUGGGCCUAUGAAAAAGGUCAUGAUGCUAUCGUCACCCUUCUGAAACACUAUAAAAGGCCCCAGGAUGACUCACCCUGCAAUGAGUAUUCCCAACCAGGAGGGGAUGGGUCCUAUGUUUCUGUCCCAUCUCCCCUGGGAAAGAUUAAAAGCAUGACAAAAGAAAAGGCUGAUGUGCUUCUGUUGAGAGCAAGUCUCCCAUCCAAUUUUCACCUACAGCUCUCUGAAUUGGAAUUCAAUGAGAUUAUUGGAUCAGGUUCCUUUGGGAAAGUCUACAAAGGACGAUGUCGCAACAAAAUUGUUGCGAUCAAGCGUUACCGCGCUAACACAUACUGCUCCAAAUCCGACACCGACAUGUUCUGCCGUGAGGUGUCCAUCCUCUGCCGUUUAAACCACCCCUGUGUGAUCCAGUUUGUGGGCGCUUGUCUGGACGACCCCAGUCAGUUUGCCAUAGUUACACAGUAUGUGUCUGGAGGAUCCUUAUUCUCACUGCUCCAUGAGCAAAAGAGGAUCAUCGACCUCCAGUCUAAGCUCAUCAUAGCUAUUGAUGUGGCCAAGGGAAUGGAGUAUCUACACAAUCUUACGCAGCCCAUCAUCCACCGAGACCUCAACAGUCACAACAUUCUGCUCUAUGAGGAUGGACAUGCUGUAGUGGCAGAUUUUGGAGAGUCCAGAUUUCUAUUGUCAAUGGAUGAGGACAAUAUGACCAAACAACCUGGGAACCUGCGUUGGAUGGCUCCAGAGGUGUUCACUCAGUGCACGCGUUACACUGUCAAGGCCGACAUGUUCAGCUAUGCCCUCUGUCUGUGGGAACUGCUCACUGGAGAGAUCCCAUUCGCCCACCUGAAGCCUGCAGCUGCAGCUGCAGACAUGGCCUAUCACCAUAUUCGGCCACCCAUUGGAUAUUCCAUCCCCAAGCCGCUCUCUGCUCUUCUCAUGAGAGGCUGGAACGUUAGCCCAGAGGAGAGGCCCGAGUUCUCAGAGGUGGUAGCAAAACUUGAGGAGUGUCUGUGUAACGUGGAGUUGAUGUCCCCCGCCUCCAGUAACAGCAGCGGCUCGUUGUCCCCCUCGUCCUCGUCUGACUGUCUGGUGGCGCGAGGCGGGCCUGGCCGUAGCCACGUGGCUGCCCUCCGCUCUCGUUUUGAGCUGGAAUACGCUCUCAACGCACGCGCCUACGCAUUCUGGACUCAGAGCUCGGGUCGACGAUCAUCUCAAGGUCUGUCUUUGGAUGAGCUUCGAAAGAACUUGCAGUUCCCUCCUAUAGACAGAAAUGGAUACGUCUCAGAUCCCAUGAGCACCAUGCGUUUCCACUCUUGCAGCAGUAACGGAAGCUUUGAGGAUAGCAAUUAG